Messenger RNA from Necator americanus (New World hookworm), 1293 nucleotides. RefSeq lists its product as uncharacterized. Lineage: Eukaryota; Metazoa; Nematoda; Chromadorea; Rhabditida; Ancylostomatidae. Gene Ontology annotation, molecular function: ATP binding; protein serine/threonine kinase activity. The transcript is spliced from 15 exons. Gene Ontology annotation, cellular component: nucleus; cytoplasm. The record is from RefSeq and is a predicted model, not a curated record. Gene Ontology annotation, biological process: peptidyl-serine phosphorylation; signal transduction. The coding region runs from base 1 to 1293 and encodes 430 amino acids.
AUGUCUGAAGAAGACCAACAACAGGAAGAUGCGCUCGUGGAGUUUGAUGAGGGUACGUUAAUAAGAGAUUCAUGGGCAGUGAUACGGUCGCUAGGAAAAGGAGCAUAUGGUCACGUUUAUCAUGUCAUACACGUCAAAACAGGAAUACAAGCUGCUUUAAAGGCGGAGAGCAAAUCUCAAGCGGAACGUGUUCUAAAGAUGGAAAGAAAUGUUUUGCAAGGAUUUAAAGGUGUGAAAGGGACGGUACAGCUGAUAUCAAUGGGAACCACUGACACUUACUCGUAUAUUGUGAUGACGCUAUGUGGAGCUGACCUUACACGAGCUUGUUCAACAGUGGCUAGACUAACGGACGGAACUAUCCUCCGUUUAGCGAUUGGCACUUUACUGUCUUUAAAACAGCUGCAUGAGAUCGGAUUUGUACACCGCGAUGUGAAGCCGUGCAAUUUCGCCACAUCACGCUCUAAUACGAGAGCCAUACACGUCUUCGACUUUGGAAUGACGAGGAAAUACGCCGCUAAGAAUGAGAAGAAUGAAUGGUUUAUCAAACGGAGGAGGACCCGAGUGUUAUUUCGAGGUACUCUUCGAUAUUGCUCUUUGGCUGUGCAUCACCGUGUUGAACAGGGCCGAGUGGACGACUUGUGGUCAUGGGUGUAUAUGAUAGUAGAACUUCGUGAUAAAUUACCGUGGGCUCAUUUAUUACAUCCUGAAGCAGUUCAAGCUGUAAAAGAAGAAACACCACAUGAAAAAUUAUGUUCUUCGGAGACAUCCCAAGUUUUUAUUCCAGUAAUGAAGCACUUCCAAAGUCUUGGCUACUUUGACAGACCUGAUUACAACAUGAUUUUUGAAACAAUACUGAAAGAAAUGAAAAAGAGGGAUAUGAAGGUGAGUGACCCAUACGACUGGGAAGGCAAGAUCUCCGAUCCUGGCGUUGAAGAGAAAGUUGCCGAAGUGUGCAUCCGUCUCGGUGUGAAGGUGCACGAAGACCCGAAAACUGCAUGCACUGAAGACUCGUCGGAAACCAGUGAACUGGGGUACUUGCGACAUGCGUUUGCACCUCAUCCGACAGACGUCCCCGGAGGCGAGAAAUACGAAGAAAAACGGAAAAAGGGAACUGUACUCGUCAGUGGCAGUCAAAACAAUGCGGAUGUUAUAUCUGCACCUGGAGGUUCGAGCCAAAGCGAUAUGAGCUCAUCAAAAUUAAACCGCCAAAAUGAGAAAUUAGCGUCAUCCAAGCUGAAGAAAGCAACAUCAAUGAAGACGAAAAAAGAGAAAGGAAAAGGAAAGGAGAAGUAG